AUGCGUGCGGCCGUUCGCUUUCUUAUCUCCUUCCUCGUCCUCAUAAUUGCGAUUGCGAUGAGCUUCGCUGGUCCCCGCCUUGUCCUGCAGACCAAGCUCUCUCAAGCUGCCGGAGCCGGCUUAACGGCCUGCACGCGCUCGCCGCUAUGCAAUGCUAGCCUCGCGAGGGCUCCGCGUCUAUCCUACUGGCUUGCCUCGACCGCGUCCGCAUCCCGCUCCUACAGCGCGACGGCCCGCAACGGCUCACAGAUGCCCAAAUUCACAUACCAAAUAUCCGCAUCAUACUCUGCAAAGGGCCACCAGUUCAACCCCGAGUACAACCUUUUCAACCACAAUCCUUUCGUCAGGUUGACGAAGAAGGGCGGACACAAGCGACCAGCCAGUGGACAAGACUCGUUUUUCGUGAACCAGAUCGGCGAUACCGGCGCGGUCGCUUUCGGAGUCGCGGAUGGAGUUGGCGGCUGGACUGAGUCCGGCAUAGACCCGGCGGACUAUGCUCACGGUCUUUGCGACUACAUGGCGGUAGCUGCCAAUGGCUACCCAGAGGGCUUUGCAAAAGGCCCUCUGCAUCCCAAGGAUCUCCUUCAAAUUGGUCAUGAUAAUGUAACUAGUGACGACUCCAUCAUCGGUGGAGGAAGCACUGCGUGCAUUGCAGCAGCAGAGCCCAACGGCUCCGUCGAGGUUGCCAAUCUGGGCGAUUCGGGCUUCAUCCAUCUCGGCCUCAAUGCCGUGCGCUACUUUUCCCCGCCGCAAACGCAUGCUUUCAACACCCCGUACCAGAUGUCCAAAAUCCCCGCGCAGAUGCUCGCCCAGAUGAAGCUCUUUGGAGGUUCCGCUGCGCACGCCGAGACACCCAAGGACUCAGCGGUCACAAACCACAAAGUGAAACAUGGAGACGUCCUUGUGUUCGCAACUGAUGGUGUCUGGGACAAUCUGAGCCCGCAGGAUGUGCUCACUAUCGUGGGCAAGAACAUGACUGCACUUGGCGGCUGGAUCGAUGCCAGAGAAGAGUUCGUUGUAAGCCCUCAUCUGCGCAACCUCACCGAGAGGGGUGGCAUGAGCAAAUCCGAGAACAACACGCUGCAGGCCCUCAUCGCGCUUGCGGUGACUGGAGAAGCCAAAGCGGCGAGUCUCAACACAAGGCGGGACGGUCCUUUCGCAAAAGAGGUGCAGAAGUACUACCCGGGCGAGAAUUGGCACGGCGGAAAGCCGGACGACAUCUGUGUCGUCGUUGCCAUUGCGAUUGAAGACGGCAGAGAAAGCAAGCUCUAG
Messenger RNA from Diplodia corticola, 1272 nucleotides. Its product is annotated as 5-azacytidine resistance protein azr1. The transcript has 2 exons. The record is from RefSeq and is a predicted model, not a curated record. Bases 1 to 1272 code for a protein of 423 amino acids. Lineage: Eukaryota; Fungi; Ascomycota; Dothideomycetes; Botryosphaeriales; Botryosphaeriaceae.